Messenger RNA from Microplitis mediator, 3778 nucleotides. RefSeq names its product LIRP-like. Bases 182 to 574 code for a protein of 130 amino acids. The record is from RefSeq and is a predicted model, not a curated record. Lineage: Eukaryota; Metazoa; Arthropoda; Insecta; Hymenoptera; Braconidae. The transcript is spliced from 3 exons. Gene Ontology annotation, molecular function: hormone activity. Gene Ontology annotation, cellular component: extracellular region.
UCCGUUCGAUCGUUCGUACAUUCAUUCCUUCAUUCGUUCACUGUUCCCCUUGAGUACUUAUAAAACCCCGUGAAACCUUUUGCGGACCAACACUAGUCCUUCGAACAUCCUGCCGUAACCAUCACCGACUUACCACUAAAAUAACACUUACAAGGUUCUCUUAUCGCUCCUUAUCAAUACGAUGUCCACGUAUCGGUGUAACGUUAGUGCAAUUUUGCUUGUCGUGGCAUUACUAGUAAUUAAUUGUACAAGAGGGCAAUCCGAUAAUUUUCCGUAUGGAGAAAAACGUCAAGAGGGCAGUGCAACACAUUACUGUGGAAAACGUCUGUCAAAUGCCUUGCAAUUAUUUUGUAACGGUGUUUACAAUUCAAUGUUCAAAAAAAGUGGACUAGAAAUGGAAAUGGACGAUUAUCCAUAUGCAUACGAUUAUCCAUUAAGAUCACGAGCAAGCGCUAAUGCAAUGAUGGGCCGAUUUGGAGGCGCGAGAUUUAGACGAGAAUCACGUGGUGUACAUGACGAGUGUUGUGUUAAGCCUUGUUCUAUUCCAGAAUUAAUGAGCUAUUGUGGUAAUUAAAUUAAAAAAUAAUAAUUGAUACGGAAGAAGUUCAUCAUCUUUCACGUCAUUGCUGUCGUCACGUAACAUCUAUUAUAUAUAUAUAUAUAUACAUAUAACUUUUUUUUUAUUAUUCGAAAAAAUAUUUGCGAAAAAUAGUAAUUAAAAAUUUUGGUAAAAUACUCAGUCCCCGGCGCCAUUUAAUUUUUUUUUUUUUUUAUAAAUUUUUUUACCAAAAAUUUGAAAAUAAAUUCUACACUUGAAAAAUCGGGAAUAAAUUCAAAGUUAAUUUAAAAUCUGAAUCAACUCCGUCACUAAAAAACCGCGAAUGGAGUAAAUUUUUAAAAAGAGUUUUUGUCAGCGAAGUUAAUUGUGGAUUUGAAUUUUUGAAUCCUUAUCCAUUCUAAGGGCGGAAUUAAAAUUUUCAAUAAAUUUAUGUUUAAUUACAAAAUUUCAAUUCAAAAUUUCGAAUAAAUUAUUUACGUAUUAAUUUUGACUUCCCGGUUUUUUUAUGUACAAAAUAAAAAAAAAAAAUUUUGCUCCAUAGGAAUUGAAUGAAAAAAAACACCCGCUCCGCAUUUAAUCCACAAAUAUUUAAUAACUAUAUAAAUUAAUUAAAUAUCAUAUUUAUGUUUGUAAUAAUUAAUAAAUGGUCGAGCAAAAAAAAACAUAAAUUUAUGAAUAAAAUAUAUAUAAAACUGCUGGAUACUGAUAUAAAAAUGGAAAUCGGGUACCUCGCCCUAAGGGUUAUAAUUUAUAAAUUUAUAAUAAUUAAAUAAAUAACAUGACGAUAAGCGAAAGAUCUCAAUCAAUAAUUUAAAAAUUGCUCUAUUUACGUCCAUAGCUAGUCUAAUUAUUCUGCUCUCUCUUCUUUAAUUUAAAACCUCUAUAUUUUAUAACUUACAAUUAAUUAUUCUCUAACUAAAUUAUGUAUAAAAAAAAGUUAAAUAAUUUUUUUUUGAAUUAUUAAUUUAAAAAAAAUAAAUAAACCGGCUAUAAAACAAAAUAAGUAUCAAUAUAAUUUAUUUAAGCGUAAAAUAAUAAAUAAUUAUUUAUGAAUUUAAAAAAAAGUAAUAAAAUAUAUAAAGCGUAAAUAUAAAUAGAUGUUGCUUUUAAGUAUUGGAAUAAAAUCGAUUGAGCAUGUACACUGUACAAGAAUGUUUGAUCGUAGCGUGUGAUAACUAUUAAAAGAAAAUAAAAAAAAAUAAAUAAUAAAUAAAUAAAUAAUAACAAUAGCGUUACGGCUAUACAUUUUUUUUAAACACUACUUCGCAUAUUAUACGUGCCAUGCAAUGUAGACAAUGUAUGAUAAAUUAUGCUUUAAGAUGACACAUGUAAAGGAAAAAAAAAAUAACAGUUGUCAUUAUUCAUUAUCUUAUUUCUUGUAUUUGUUUUUUUUUUUUUUAUUUACAGCUAUGGCUUUUCCUUUUUUUUCUACUCUACUGCUUUAUAUUUAAAAUAAAAUAGCAAAUUUGAUUGAUUGAUUUAUUGAUUAAUUGAUAAAUAAUAAUUAUAUAUGUAUGUAUAUACAUAUAUAUAUAUAUAUAUAUAUAUGUAUGGUAGUAUGACUUGUAGUUCGCGGAUAAAAUAUACCCGAAAAAAUAUCCGAUUACAAAUUAUCCGAUAGACAAAAUAUCUCCGGACUAAAUAUUUACACAGUAAAAAAAAUUGUGUGUCUGUGUUAAAAACGGUCCGUGUUAAAUUUUUUGUGUUGAUUAUUUUGUGUCAAAUCAACACAAUUCUCUGUGUUACUUUAAAAUUUUUAAUCGGUCUAGUAUUCAACACUUUAAAAGUGUUACCUAGUACAAAAGUCGAUAUUAUUAACAGUUAUUAAGUGUUACUUUAAAAUCAACACAGAAAAAGUGUUGAAGCGACAGUUGAAUUGUGUUAAAAAAAUGUCUUUCUUCUAUUCACGCGGGAAGCGACAUUAAGCAUCAGUUUUGCUUGGUUAGUUAUUAUUUUUGUGACAUUGAUUUUAUUUAUUUUCAAUUAGACAUGAAAAAAUAAACUUGACAAAGUUCAUCAUUCGUAUAGUUUAAAAAAAAAAAAAAAAUAUUUAAAAAAUUGCAUCUGUGGCUUUUUUACUUUUCUACGUGCGCACAUUUUUAUUUUUUAUUUUUUUUUCGUAAUUGAUUUGUUGAUAAAAAAAUUGAAAAAUUGUUAACUGUCUGCUAACUUUAGGAUCAUGUUUACUAUCACAAAAUAGUUAAAUGUUAAAUAAUAAUUGUUGACACUUUUGAUAAUCUAAAAAUAAUUCAUGGUACAAAAAUAAAAUGUAAAAGUUAACAUUUUUUUUGUGUCCCGAUUAACAUUUAAAAAGUGUUGAAGUUACUUCUCAUAUUACUCGAAUUGUGUGUUGAAAUUUUAACACAAAUUUUGUGUUUAAAUUCAACACAAACAGUCUGUGUUGAAAAAUAACACAAAUAUUGUGUGGACCGUUUCUAACAUACACUGUGUUGAUUUUAACACAAUUUUUUUUACUGUGUAAGAGACAUUCUAUUUUUAAUAUCAAACACUCAAAUUUUAUGUGCAAAUAUAUAAAAAUUUCUGAUAAAAGGGUACCGUACUAUUUAUAUUAUAAGAUAUUUUGUCGAAGAUAUUUUAUCUAUCGAGUAUUUAGUCCGGGGAUAUUUUGUCUAUCGGAUAAAAAGGAUCCAAAUAUUUUAUCGCGGAAAUUUUGUCUUCGGAUAAUAAGUGACGGUACCAUAAGUAUAUGUAUAUAUAUAUAAUAAAUUAUUUAUGGAAUAAAAUGCCUGAGGAUUUAAGACUUUUGUUAUUAAAUUGACGUAAUUAAAAUAAUGGAAAUGCUUUUAUUUUUAAUUGUUAUUAUUAAUUAUUAUUAUUUUUAAUUGAUCUCGAUUGUAAAAUUAUUUUACGUAUGACUUUUUUUUUCUAUUAAUAUUUUUUUAAGAUUUAUAUUAAUUAAAAAAAAAGUUAUUAAUACUCUGAUUAAAAACUUCGGUAGAUUCUGUGGGAAUUAAUAAUUUUUUGUCGAUCAUUUUUCCUAUUUAAUUUUUCAACCGAUUCAAUCGGAGUUUUUAAUCAGGGAUAAAUUAAAUAUCAAUAGAAAAAUCAGGCAUAUUUUUUAUGCUUAGUAUAUUAUUAUUUAAGUUAAUUAUUUUUAAUUUUAUUGUAAAAUAAUUAUAAGAAAAAAUGGAUAAUUUAAAAUAAAAUUAUAGCAUGAGAAGACAUAAUAAUUAUAUAUAAUACAGAAAAAAAAAAAUA